AUGGUGCUCGAGAGCGAGAUAACGAGGCUGGUGUCCGAGGGAGGAGUCCUCCUCGGCGAAGGCGUGUUCGGCUGGGCCUUCAGGGUCCGGUACCAGGGCAGGGACGCCGUGGUCAAGAUGGCCAAGGACAGGCAGCACGCCCAGCUCUUCCGGGAGGAGGUGCACACCUUGGUGCAGCUGGACGGGCUCGGGGGGGCGCCCCGCGUGGCCACCGUCUGCGAGGACUAUCCCGGGUUCAUCAUGGACUACUGCGGCGGAGGGACCCUCCAAAGCAUGCUCAAGGACGCGGCCCCCGUGGGCGCCGUCCUGCGGGCGGUGCACGACCUCGCGCUGAGGCUUGAGGAGAUCCACCGGGCGGGAUACGCCCACAACGACCUCAAGGUCGACAACGUGAUGGUGGAGACGGGCGCCGACGGCCGCGUGCGGGCGCGCCUGAUAGAUCUGGGCCUCUGCGGGCGCCUCGGCGAGAGCCCCGGCCUGGAGGGAGACCCCAAGGUCCACCGCCACGUGGCCCCCGAGCUCCUGCGGAGGGGCGUGUCCAGCGUCGAGUCCGAGACUUACUCUCUCGGAUACGUCCUGCGCGACGUCCUGCGGGCGUACGCAGGCUCCCUCCCGAGGGAGUCCGAGCUGCGCUGCCUGGCGCGGGCCAUGACCUGCCCCGACCCCCUCCGGCGCCCGGCCUACCAGCUGUGCCUGGCAGGCCUGGCCGACAGCCUCGAGGCCCCGAGGCGGGAGUGA
This is a messenger RNA of Penaeus vannamei (Pacific white shrimp), 738 nucleotides long. NCBI's taxonomy places the organism in Eukaryota, Metazoa, Arthropoda, Malacostraca, Decapoda, Penaeidae. The record is from RefSeq and is a predicted model, not a curated record.